Messenger RNA from Cucurbita maxima (winter squash), 348 nucleotides. RefSeq names its product S-protein homolog 1-like. The record is from RefSeq and is a predicted model, not a curated record. The annotation marks the transcript as partial. NCBI's taxonomy places the organism in Eukaryota, Viridiplantae, Streptophyta, Magnoliopsida, Cucurbitales, Cucurbitaceae. The transcript has a single exon.
AUGAUAAAGAAUAUUGUCGUUUUCUUUCUUUUCACGGUGGCUUUAGUGGGGGCUGAGGUUCCAAGGGUCGCGUUACCACCACCAGGACCUUCUAGAUAUUACAUUCAUGUGGUUAACGGGCUAAGCAAACUUGGGUUGCUUGUGCAUUGUCAGUCUAAAGACGAUGACUUGGGGUAUCAUCGUUUGCUUAAUCAUGGAGAUGAUUACCAAUGGAACUUCAAGGUUAACUUUUGGGGAACAACCCUCUAUUGGUGCAAAUUGGAGACGCCACAUGCAUAUGUCUCUUUUGAAAGCUUUUGGCCUGAAACGCAGCACUUAUGGCUCCGUGAUAGGUGCAAACAUGGAACU